AGACCGCGAGCCCGUCGGCGCGUUGUAGCAGAAGGCUGCGGGGCGGGGGGGGGGCGGAUUUCUCCGCGGGACCAGCCGGAGGGCGAUGGGGCGAGGCCUGCGGGCGUCGCGGAGCUAGCUAGUGGACAGUGGCGGGAGACGAGGAGUGGUUCAAGAUGUUUUCAAAAUGGAAUUGGUCAGUAAAAGCUGUGUGGACUCUCUUGAGCAUUUGCAUUCACACCUUUGGAGUUUCAGAUGGUCUGGUGAAGCUGUGUGGCUAUAUCAUCCCAGAGUCUCCAGUUUUGCUUGCUGGCUCCAAUUUCACAGCAUUUUGCGAUAUCAGCGACUGCAUGUAUGACAACAUUAAUGCCAGUCAAAUUUUCUGGAAAACAAAAAAUGUGGUUGUCCCAAAAGAACAAUAUAAUGUAAUAAACAAAACUUUCUCUAGUGUCACAUUUAAUGACACCUCUACUUUAGUUUCUCCUCUCACUUGCAACAUCUUAGCCAGAGGCAACAUUGAACGAAACAUCUAUGGAAUUAACAUACGUUUGGGAUUUCCUCCAGAAAAGCCUAAGAAUUUGAGUUGCGUUGUGAUUCAAACUCAGAGAGAUUUCAAUCGAACAUGUACCUGGGACCCUGGAAGGCCCACACUCCUAAAGACCAACUAUUCUUUAAAAUCACGCUGGCCGACCUUUAAAUUCCCUGACUGUAUACCCACACAAACUAAUAAUUCCUGCACCAUUUCUGAAGUUAACUUCUAUGUUACCCUAGAACUGUGGGUGGAAGCUGAGAAUGAGCUUGGGAAAGUUGAAUCUGACCACAUUGAGUUUGCGCCUGAACACCAUGUAAAACCUCUGCCUCCACACAAACUCUUUCUCAACUCAGGAGAAUUUUCCACAGUCCUGAAACUAUCGUGGGAAGACCAAUUCAAUGAAAGUACAAUGAAACUGAAAUAUAAAAUUAAAUACAAGACUAUUGACAGUAUAGACUGGAUACAGGUUCCUCCUGAAGACACAGCCUCACCGAGAUCAUCCUUCAUUAUCCAGGAACUUAGGCCAAACACAAAAUAUAUGUUUAAAGUGUGUUGUGCAGUUAAAAAUUAUUCAGGUUAUUGGAGUAACUGGAGUGAAGAAGUAGUUGGGUUCACAGCUGAGGACAAACCAUCUAAAGGACCAGCUGUGUGGCGGAAGAUUAGUACUGUUAACUCAUCAAGGAACUGGACUCUAGUUUUGAUCUGGAAGGAAUUGAGUAAUUCUGAAGCCAAUGGAAUAAUUUUGAGAUAUGAAGUAUCCAUUGCAGGAAGGCCUCCGCUUUUAUUUCCAACUGAAUUUUACAUUGUGAAUACCACCCAGCUGUCCCUAAAUGUACAAAAUGGAACAUACGAAGUAAGAGUUGCAGCCUAUAACAAAGUUGGUAAAUCUCCUUCAUCAGUUUUGCUUAUCCCAGCAAUCAACUCAAAAGGUUCUGUAAAAAAUGUUGCAGCAUUUCCUAAGGAUGGCAAACUCCGGGUAAAUUGGACAGCUCCCAAAGAACCAGUUGACAAAUACAUAAUUGAAUGGUGUGAACAGUGCAACAACUUGACCUGUGUUACUGAAUGGCAACAGGAACCUGGAACAAAACAGGGUGCAUUUCUAAAAGGAAACAUAAAGCCACACAAAUGUUAUACAAUCACUGUGCAUCCUCUGUAUGCUAAUGGUCAAGGAGAAGGAAGAUCUACGCAAGCGUACCUUCAGCAGGGUGUGCCCGCUAGUGGACCCACAGUUCGAACAAAGAAGGUUGGAAAAUCUGAAGCCAUUUUAGAAUGGAAACCACUUUCCAUGGAAGAGCAGAAUGGGUUUAUUCAAUACUACACUAUAACUUAUAAAACAAUGACUGGAAAUGAAACAGUUGUAAAUGUGGACCCUUCUAGAACAGAGUACGCACUGUCUUCCUUAUCAAGUGACACUUUAUAUAUGGUACAGAUGUCAGCAUACACAGAAAAGGGAGGGAAAAGUGGGCCUGCUUUUACAUUUACUACAAAUAAAUUUGGAGAAGGAGAAAUUGAAGCAAUAGUUGUUCCUGUUUGCCUAGGAUUCCUACUGUUUACCCUCUUCGGUGUAUUAUUUUGCUUCCACAAACGAGAUAUCAUCAAGAAGCACAUCUGGCCUAAUGUGCCUGACCCUUCAAAGAGUGUAAUCGCCCAGUGGUCGCCACAGAUAACAUCUAAGAAUUUUAAUUCCAAAGAACACAUAUAUCCGGAAGGCAGCUUUACUGAUGUCAGCGUGGUAGAAAUUGAAGCUGAUGACAAGAAUUCUCUUCCUGAUCAGGAUCUGAAGCAUUUUGACUUGCCUAAAAAGGAAAAAAAUGCCUCAGAAGGUCACAGUAGUGGUAUAGGAGGAUCAUCUUGUAUGUCGUCUCCUCGGCAAAGUGUUUCUGAUAGCGAUGAAGGUGAACCUGUUCAAAACACUUCCAGCACUGUGCAGUAUUCAACUGUAGUACCCAGUGGCUACCGGGACCAGAUACCUUCAGUGCAAGUCUUUUCUAGGUCUGAGUCUACCCAACCUCUGUUAGACUUGGAAGAGAGGCCAGAAGACCAGCAACUGCUAGGAACUGAAAACUUGACAUUGAGGCAACGCUAUUUCAAACAGAAUGGUAACUGGGAUGACAGAGUUAAUGAUGGGCCCCAUUUGGAAAAUAGAAAACAGAUUUCUCCAAUAAAUGAGGAAGAUACUGCUGGACAUCAAGCCUCACAAAUGUGUGGCUCUGGCACUGAAAGAGAUGAGCAAGGAGUUACCUUAGCAGGUGUUUUCCAUCCAAGCCCUGAGGGACCAGCCUUGCAGAUUGAAACCAUGAGAAUAAAUACAAUGACAGAUGAGGAGAUACCAAAGUCUUAUCUACCACAGACUGUAAGACAGGGUGGUUAUAUGCCGCAGUGAAAAGGAAGAGACCACUUCCUGCCAGAUACUGUUACAGCGUUGAUUCUGCUACGUUAAACUAUUGUUUUUAAAUCUUGCUUCAGAAAAAAAAUCAGGUUCAUAUAUGAACAGGAAUGUGGGCAAUGUGCAUUUGGGAACUUAGAGCAGAACUUAGAACUUAAGUUGGAAGUUUCAAGACAUGUUGUGGAAAUAUUUCUUCAAGCACUACAUUUCACUCAGUUAAGCAGACGAAUCUGUUGCCUUUCAUUUUUGUCUUGGGAUAUCCACCUCAUUUGAAUGUGGAAUAGAAGACAACCCUCACUUUACUAAUUGAUAAAAGCAAAGAAAUGACAACUGACUGUGAAUACCUCUCUUGACUAUGAUGAAAUUAAUGCCUAAGCAUUAGAUAAUUACAUUGGCUUAUGUCAGCUUUUCAAAAGUGGAAGUAGAUUAUUUUAUCUUGCAUGACUUACCUUUAAAAGUCAUCCAGAGACCCAAACAACUGUCUCUUUCAGCCCAGACUUAAAACAGACACAAUAUUGGAAGGGGUCUAGCAUAUACCCUCAUCAACUGACUGGAAAGGUUCCAUUCAUUUGGGGUUUUCUGCCAUCCAGUGUUCUGACCUUGUCAGUAAAAAAACUAAAAGUAAAAUAUUUAUUAUCUAUUUGAACCAUGACUAUGCUAUUACUACUUAACUCUGAAAGCCAGUAUUUCAUACUUUUUGUCAUGCAGUUUGAGCCAAAUCUAUUAAAAUUUUAAACAAUGUAUUUAGAACUCAAACAUGUCAGAAAAAAUCAAUGUGUGUGCUUAUUUUUUUACUUUUUAACCAGAUUAAACAUGGAUAUAGUAAAUAUAUUCUAAUUAAUAUCAUGUAAUAAAGUUAUAGGGAAAACAUUAAAAGGGAAUAUCUGCUGCUCUUUUACUGAUUUCAAUACAAGGUUCUAGUAUUCCCUGCUGCUACUGCUGUCAUUUUAAAUGCCUAGAGCGGUGCAACAUCAGUGUGACCAAUGAUGUCCCUAAAGGACACCAGGAAGGGCUGUAGUUUUGGUACUUGGCAUGGGCAUUUUUUAUCCCAUGCAGGAAGAAAGAUUGUCUCUAAGAACAUUUCUUUCAGACCAGAUCUAUAUUUAUCAUGAAGCCAUCUGUGCUGACUGACUUUCUUUUGGUGAACUAACUCAAUAUAAUCUCUCUUUCUAUACUGCAUGAGUAAGUUAAGGCUCUAUUCUGAAGCGAUGCAGAAACACUACAACUGUUUAAUGAGAAAUAAAGCUUCUUUUGAUUUUAUUGUCACCAGUUUAACAAUGUGCAGUUAAGUUUGAAUAUAUUUUGACAUUUCAGUGGCCAGAGAUAAUCUUUUGCUUCCCAGGUUGUUGGCUGUAACUGGUGAUUAUAGAGAAGACUGGCCCAUGAGACUUCGCUCAAAGGAUAGCUGUAAAUAACAUUUAACAUUUUCAGAAGUUUCUAUCUAUCAAACCAUUCUUAUUGCAGCAGUUUUCAUAGAUAUUGAUGGUGAAUUGUGCUGUAACCUUGUUAGAAUUCUGUUAAGAUAGACUGACUCUUUACCUGCCUGUACCACCAGUCUUCUAAAAUCAGUUUGCAUGUAUCACGGUAAUAGUUUCACCCAGUGAUUAGAAAUGUAAAGAAUGUUUACCUAUUUAGUUAAUAGUUGGCUGUUCUUCAGAAACCAUUCAAGUGUGCCUUUAUCUUUCCAAGGGUUUUGAGUUGUUAUUCAAACAUAAGCACUGGUGGUGCAUAAUUAAGCAUUUGUGCCCUUGUAGCUCAGGGACAAAAGCUGGGUUUAUUACAAUCAUAAUAUAGAGAGGAAUGCUCAUUCCUUGAAAGACCAAGAUGUUGCCUCUAUAUGAAAAGGAAUUUUUGUGGAAUUUAAAAUCUGGCCUCUUCUGUUGUCCUGAAACUAUUGGAAGGGCUCUGUCUUUGAUUAUGAGAAACCAACAUUUCCUAGAUAUUCAACAUUCCUAAUGUUGUAAUGCAUUUAACAUUCUAGCUGUCAGUUCUUACCAAAUAUCCACUACUGUCUGAGCCCUAUACAGAAUGCAUUUGAAGUCAGUUUUACAAUCACCUUCAUUCAGAAAAUGUGCUGUAUUUAACAUAUCAUUUGCUUUGUGUAUCUGGCUUAAAAGCCUUUUUGUCCUGGAGCAAGCUUAAGCUAAUACAUUCCUCACGACAAAUAGCUUAAUAAUGCUCUUCAGUGGCAAUUCCUAUCCAGUGGCAGUGCUCAUAGAAACUUUUCAUAUUUUCAGAUUUGUCAUUUUAUAUUCAUAGAACACACCUAUCUUUCUAGAAUUGCUGUGUCAGUUUCAACAUUGUUUGCUCCAUCACCUUCCCUCACCAGUCUUUAUGCAAGACUGAAACAUGGUUGCAUUGUCAUUUGUUAUGCUAAAUGCCAUAUUUAUUUACUUUAAGGUAGAGGUUCUCUAUCAGCUCAGAACCUUAUUAACUUAUACAGCAAGACUGUUUAUGUCUACCUGGACUCAAUAAGUUCUUUUGAAUUCUGAGGUAACUGCCUUAAAGCUGCAAUCCUUUGCCACUUUAUAGCUUAUCAAAACCUGCUAAAAUGGGAGGAAUCUGGACUUAGUUUCUUACAUAUCACAACAAAUAAACACAGGAUAGAUAUGUGAUUGAUACAGGAAGCAGCUGUAUUUGGUGUAGGUUUUUGAAACUUGUGACUUCGGUAUAAAAGGGGGAAGGGCUCCCCUUAAUGUCUUCUACAUAAAGGGAGGUGAGUGGAAAGAGGGAAAAUAUUUCCAAGCAGAGUAGUGCUGAUAACUUAAAGAGCCGUUUUAUUUCUUCAACCUCAUUCCUCAGAUGGGAAUUCAGUGCUCUUAGGUAAAUGUCCAUUUAUGCAAAGGAAGGGAAGGUUAAGAAUAUUGUCUCAAUGUAACCAAUUAAGUUGCUCACUGACUCAGAAGGCUGUUCUUUAAGAAGGGAGCUGUAGAAGUACUUCCAUGAUGAGUGACAAUUAAGGGCUAAAGGAACUGAAGAUGGAUUAGAAACGAAAGGUUAACGUCAACAACAUUGAAUUGAAUUUGCCAUUCCAAUGCAAAUGGCCAGAUGCUGCUAAUACCUUGCUAAAAUAUUUGAUCCAGACCUAGGUCUAGAAUAUGGUGAUAGCAUGUCACCUAGUUAAGAGAACAUUCAAAAUCAUUACUGGAAUCUUUAUGGUCCAAGGAAUGGUUGAGAAGCAGAGGAUUAUACAGCGAUGCAAAUGAAGGAAUAAGCAUUAACAGUCAGUUCUGCAAUAUUGAAGAUAACAUUUCUGGGUCUUUUUGAGAUUUCAUCUGGUUAGGACAUAUUAAAAACUGAACUGUGACAACAAGAAAAUAUAGCACUGUGACUCUUGGACCUGAUGAUCAGAUCACUUAUAUCCAAAAGGCACCUAGCUCUAGAAUGAAAUUUGUAAACUAAAUGUUCAUAUAUCGCCACGUUUCCCUGCAAUUUAUUUAUUCCUAGCAUGACACAUUUCUCUGCAGUGAGAAUGCCACAGUGUGGAAAUUGCUUUCAAAUGAAAAAUGCUAAACCCAGCAGUUGAAUCUCUGUUUUUAAACCAGAGUGCCUUUACGAUCGGAGACAAAGUCAAAGUCAUUUUCACUUUCUUAAGAUAUAGUUUCAAGCAUUCUUCAUGUUUUUUUCAGUGAUACAGAGGUCAAAAAAGUCUAUACAAUUUUGUAUAUUUUGAAUUUCAAAUUAAAUAGUUAAAUAUGGCACUGUGUGUGAUGUAUUAGCAGUUUUUAAAUUACAGUAUACAGAAUGAAACAUACUAUGCAUGUUUACUCAGAAGUAAAUCAAUUAAUUGGAUUUAUAUGCAAAUGUACAUAAGAUAGUAGAUUUAGUUUCAUUUGAAGCAAAUUGGGUCAUUCAACUUUAAUCCAGGGUAGCUCAUGUCAAGGGCACAGAUUGUGUGGGUUUGAUGACAUUCAAGAAUAUGUUGUCCUGUGCAACAUCUUUUACUCCUCUAAUGUUUCCUAUACUUCGGCUAUAGCCUCAAGUGAUGGGGCAAGUAGUUUGAAAACAUAUGUUCUGCUAGCUUGGUUGAUGCAGUAAUAGCCAAAAACAGCUGUACAUUAUAAUGGGAAAUUUGAUUUCAAAACAUCUAUGAAAUCAGACGUUGACUAUACUGCAGUCUAGUGAUCUUUAUAUAAAUACCUAACAUUAUUAGAGGUUUAUAAACAAUACUUCUGUUGUCAAGCAGUUAUGGAAAAAUUUCCUGUGUCUAGAUUGCAAUAACAGUAAGUUUCUCAGUUAUGACAAGAUCUGAAAGCUACCUUUGAUUGUCCAUUCAGAGUAAUGCAUCAUGUCUAUAGACCUUGCUUAAACCUUUGUCAGGGCUUGUCUAUGCAACACCUGCUCAUAACCACUCACAUUUGGUUUUUAAACAGUUGUGCUAUCUUCACCUGAACAUGUAUGCAGCUGCAAAAUUUAAGUCCUCCUUAUUGGCAUAACAUCCCUAUGCAUAAAGUUGUCUGUAAGGUUUUUGAUCAUUUCAGCUGUUUGACAUAAUUAUUAGGAGGAGGGCUUUUUAUUUUUUUAGCACAUUAAAAAGUUAACAGAUAAGCUUAACUGUAGCUUGAUUGCUUACCAUAUAGCUGUCCUUCCUGUCACUGAACAGUACAGCUCUAUGAAUAAUUUUCAGAUGAUGUUCCUGCAUUGCUGCUGGUUAGUCGGCAGUAUGAAGUCAACCUGAAACAUAGACGAGCCCUUGGCCUACCUUGUGUGAAAAUAUUUGACAACCAUCUUAUUCCUUGUAUAUGUGCAUGCUUGUUGUCAUAGACGUGUUGUGAAAAGUACUGUUUGCAUUUGUAGUUGCAACUUUCUGUGUCUGUCUCCAGUUUGCCAUAUGUGGAUGUAUAUCACCGUUGUGUAUGUUGCUUUUCUAGCCAGUUUAAAACAAUUAUAAAAUCAUUAAAAGUA
This is a messenger RNA of Varanus komodoensis (Komodo dragon), 7802 nucleotides long. It is a transcript of the gene IL6ST, whose product is annotated as interleukin 6 cytokine family signal transducer. NCBI's taxonomy places the organism in Eukaryota, Metazoa, Chordata, Lepidosauria, Squamata, Varanidae. The coding region runs from base 156 to 2894 and encodes 912 amino acids. Gene Ontology annotation, molecular function: cytokine receptor activity; cytokine binding. Gene Ontology annotation, cellular component: external side of plasma membrane; signaling receptor complex; membrane. The transcript has 16 exons. The record is from RefSeq and is a predicted model, not a curated record. Gene Ontology annotation, biological process: cytokine-mediated signaling pathway.